GACUGUGGAAACAUACGUUUCUUAUUCCUGAAGAUGGCCAAAGAGCCUUUAUCUCUGUGUGUCCUGAACAAGACAUUAAACAGAACUGAGAAUAAGCUACAAACUAUAAAGUCACAAUAUGUUGUAUUAGAUUCUGGCAUUCAGAAAUUAUCAGAGAAAUUUGACUUUUGGAAUACGGUUCUAGAGCAAGAUGAGAUGUGGACAUCACUGCUAGAAGACAGGUUUAAUUCUGUGGAGCUAAACCUCUUCUAUAGCUAUAUCUGUGAAACUAUUCAGUACCUACAUUCUCAAGUGGUAGAAAGUAUUCCUGAUCUUGCCAGAGUAUUGCCUACACUAUCAUCUGUUCUGAGGAGGAAAGAUAAAAACAAAAGAAUUAAGUCAGCAUGGGAAUCGGCACUGGAGGUAUUGGGACUCCAGGAAGAAGAUGUUAAAGUAUUCUGUACAUUUUUCAUUACCUACAGCCAGGACGCAAACUACUUUCCUGAUAAACUAAGGCAAGAUUAUACCCAAGACAUCCAAUCUGUUGUAAACAAAGUGGUGAAUAAUCAAGUCCUUCAUCAUAGUCUGUUAUGUGCUAUUAAUGUAGUGGAAAAUAAGAAAGUUUGAAGAUAUAUUUAAGCUGCAAAUAUAUUCUGAAACAAUACUUUUCCUCCAGAAAUACAUGAAACAUUCUCCUAUAAGGGAAAAUAUUUAAUUCAAAUUGACUGAAAGAUGCAAAACUUAUCAGUUUAUGUAUAAUUGGGAGAAGCAAUAUUGGCCUGCUUUACAAAGUUGUGGAACAGAUUACAUAGAUAAUGUUUGUGAAGUCUGAACACCAGAAAGCACAAUGUAAGUGCUAGACAUUUCCAUUUUGUGUAUAACAUCUUUUAAAAUCCUUCCGUUAGUUAUUUCAGCAGAGGCAGUGGACUGCAGCUAUCAUGUAUUUCAUUUUGUUGUUUCCUGUGUUAAAUAUGUCUAAUCCUUGAAUAGCAGAUGGAAUUUAUUAUUUAUUGAUUGAUACCUAAAACCUAGUUGUGUGGAUUUAGGCUAUUACUUAUAAUAUAUAACAUGUAACAUUUUGUGGCACAAAUGUAUGAGUUUCUAUCUGAUGUAGCAUGCUGCCAAAUGUUCAACAUUAUAUUACAUACAACAGAAAUAUCACUAUCAAAUGUCCAUACUUGGUACGUAGAUGACUGAGAAAUUAGGAGUGUGUCCCAAAGGUGAUGGAAAACUAUCCAAUUAGAAAUAAAAACCAGAAUUGCUCUCUGAUCACUAAAGAGAUUCCAAAGAGAAAAUCUCCAAAAUCUCCCACUGAAUUGACAGUCAUUUCAUAUUUGAAUGACAAAAAAAGAACUUUUGUACAAAUGGAAGAGACGAACGAUAUACAAAAGCAGUUCUUUUUGGAUGAGCAGCUUUAUGAAUGAUAUAAACAGAAAGAAGAUAGGCUUUGAAAAUUCAGAAGGAAAUGGACAGUGAACAGAAAACACUAAAUCGCAAAAAAGGCUCCCCUGAUUAUCAUUUACACUCUACAACAUCUAAACCAGUUGGAAAAUCCUCAGCUGUUUAUAGCCUAUACAUCAGGGGUAAAAUUCAGCAGGUUCUGGAGAACCAGUAGCAGAAAUUUUGGGUGGUUCAGAGAACCGGCAAAUACCACCUCUGACUGGCCCCAGAGUGGGGAGGGAAUGGGGAUUUUGCAGUAUCCUUCCCCUGGAGUGGGGUGGGAAUGGAGAUUUUGCACUGCCACGCCCACCAAGCCACACCACACCCACCAAGCCAUGCCCACAGAACAGAUAGUAAAAAAAUUUGGAUUUCACCACUGGUAUACAUGGUUUUUUUUUUUUAUUGUUUUCCAAUUUCUUGAAAACUUUGGUAAGAUAUCUCAGCAUUCAGAAUGAUUAGAAAGGAUAUAGCAACAAAAAGAUGCAGGCUGAAGUACUGAUGUUUACUGUUGCACUCAAUUGUGCCUUCCUUUAGAAAUCUCCACCCCAUUUGUUUUUUGUUCAGCUUUAUAAAAAUGGUAAUUCUUGUAGCUGGGUUCAAUAAAUCAUUCAGAGAAAGAUAUAUAAUCUGAAGGAUUUACCUAAAAGUGACAGUACAAUAAGUGAAUAAAAUAAUUAUUUUUCAAACAUUA
Molecule: messenger RNA, 2110 nt
Organism: Pantherophis guttatus
Lineage: Eukaryota; Metazoa; Chordata; Lepidosauria; Squamata; Colubridae
Gene: SMCO1
Product: single-pass membrane protein with coiled-coil domains 1
Source: RefSeq, a predicted model, not a curated record